AUGGCCAAUUUCGACACGGAAAGGUUCAUAAUUGAAGUUGAAAAUAGAAGAGGUUUAUGGGAUUUAGAAUCAAAUGAUUACUCCAAUAAAGAUGUUAAGCGGCAGUUGUGGCUUGAACUGGUCGAUAUAUUUGGCGGUGAAUCCAUGGAAGAUAAAGAAAAGGCAGAACUUGGCAUUACUCUCCAAAAAAGAUGGAAAAACCUUAGAGACUGUUUCACAAGAGAGCUGCGCCGUCUUAAAGAUGUCAAAAGUGGUUCUGCUGCAAAACGUAAAUCACAAUACACCUAUUUCAACCAAUUACUGUUUUUGAAAUCAGUGCUGGACACAAACGCAACAGAAAAUAGUCUCGAAGAGGCAAGUCAAGAAAAUAAAAGUGCAAGAUCUUCUGAUCUUGAGACUCAACAGUCUGCAUCAAAGUCGCUUAGAACAAAAAGGAAGAAAAAAAUGCCAAACGAAGAAUCCGAUACAGACCCUCUAAUUUCAGUUCUGCAAAAGACCAUAGCGACUACACAGAAUGAUUCAAAUUGUGACAGCCUGUUUCUUUUAUCCCUCCUCGAAAGAUUUCAAACAAUCCCUGCUGCAAUGAAGACCAAAGCGAAAAUGGAAAUCAUGGAAAUUAUAGAAAAAUACCAACCGAACUGUACACCUACAACAGCGCGCAUAAACUAUUCAAGUAAUUUCAAUACUCUUAACGACCAAGAAUAUGACCCUAAUCGACCGAGUUAUUCAGGUUAUUCUACUACCAACAGGAUAUCAGAUGAUUCAAAUUACAGCGAUAAUCAUACUCAUUAUUCUGAUAUUUCUCAAAAUUCAGAAAUGAUAGACCUAUUUCCCAAUUUCAAUGAUUAAUUGUUCACAAUUGCCAUUUUUUAAGUUAUGAAAAUACAAAUAAUUUGAUUAUCUA
This is a messenger RNA of Spodoptera frugiperda (fall armyworm), 904 nucleotides long. RefSeq lists its product as uncharacterized. NCBI's taxonomy places the organism in Eukaryota, Metazoa, Arthropoda, Insecta, Lepidoptera, Noctuidae. Gene Ontology annotation, molecular function: DNA binding. The transcript is spliced from 2 exons. Gene Ontology annotation, biological process: regulation of transcription by RNA polymerase II. The record is from RefSeq and is a predicted model, not a curated record. Gene Ontology annotation, cellular component: nucleus; transcription regulator complex. The coding region runs from base 1 to 849 and encodes 282 amino acids.